GCCCUUCGAACAUUUCUUGGGUGACCUUUUCCUCCGUUCCACCACCCGCCCACGACACAUCCACCAUUCAUCAACAACGACAAGAUGCGUGAAGUUAUCUCUCUCCAUGUUGGCCAGGCAGGUGUACAAAUUGGCAACGCCUGCUGGGAGCUGUACACUUUGGAACAUGGCUUGAGCCCUGAUGGUCGUGUCAUGGAUGGCUCAAACACAGAUCAAGGCUUCUCGACGUUCUUUUCUGAGACUGGUGCAGGAAAACACGUCCCUCGUUCACUUUACAUCGACCUUGAACCUGGUGCGAUUGACGAAGUAAAGACGGGUCCCUAUAGGUCUCUUUUUCACCCUGAGACCAUGAUAACAGGGAAGGAGGACGCGGCAAACAACUAUGCUCGUGGACACUACACUGUGGGCAAGGAGCUCAUUGAUCCCGUGAUGGAUAAGCUCCGCCGCCUUGCGGACAAUUGCUCUGGUCUACAAGGAUUUUUCGUGUUCCACUCCUUCGGUGGAGGUACUGGCUCUGGCUUCGGUGCUCUUCUUUUGGAGCGCCUGUCGACAGAUUAUGGCAAGAAGUCGAAACUGGAGUUUUGCGUGUACCCCGCUCCUCAGAUGUCUAGUUCAGUUGUGGAACCCUACAACUCUGUCCUUACUACGCACACGACUCUGGAGCACUCUGAUUGUUCAUUCAUGGUUGACAACGAGGCUAUAUACGACAUUUGCAAGAAAAACCUUGGAGUUUCUCAGCCCAGCUUCACCAACCUGAACCGCUUGAUUGCACAGGUGGUUUCAUCGGUCACCGCAUCCCUGCGCUUCGAUGGUUCUCUUAACGUCGAUCUUAACGAAUUUCAGACCAACCUGGUUCCUUUCCCUCGCAUUCAUUUCCCUUUGGCUACUUAUGCACCCUUACUGUCUGCUGACAAGGCUACUCAUGAACAAAACUCCGUUGCUGAGAUGACUUUCUCUUGCUUCGAGCACGGUAACCAGAUGGUAAAAUGUGAUCCCAAGGAGGGCAAAUACAUGGCGUGUUGCUUGUUGUACCGCGGUGAUGUCGUUCCUAAGGUUGUGCAAGCUGCAGUUGCAAGUAUCAAGACCAAGAGGACCAUCCAAUUUGUUGACUGGUGCCCGACUGGUUUCAAGCUGGGUAUAUGCAAUGAACCCCCUGUGCAUGUACCAGGUGGAGACCUCGCUAAAGCUAGUCGCAGCCUUUGUAUGCUUUCGAACACCACUGCCAUUUCUGCCGCCUGGGGUCGUCUUGACUACAAGUUUGAUCUGAUGUACUCCAAGCGCGCAUUCGUUCACUGGUAUGUAGGUGAAGGUAUGGAGGAAGGCGAGUUUUCCGAAGCCCGUGAAGACUUGGCAGCACUGGAAAAAGAUUAUGAAGAAGUUGGUACUGACUCUGCAGAUGCUGAAGAGGAGGGCGAGUAUUAGACACGGCGAUUCUCUCUUGAUGAUGAUGGUAUAAUAAUUCUGGUGACCUGUUCAAUUUGUUUCGAGUUCGUUUGUUUCCGUUAUCUAUCGCAUUGCUGCUUUCGCUUGUGGUAUUGAUAUUUCCGCAUACAUACUCAGGUUUUGCUUGUGUUUGCUUAUUUCUUUACAAGAAAAGACCUAACAUAACACUUCUUCUAGUAUGGUAAUAUGUUUCCGAAUAUUGUCCAUAUCAUGGGUCGAUAUUGUUAUGAGGAAAAGUACAUUUCAUGGUUUGCCUGUGUAAUGGAAAAAAUCGCAAAGAAAUGAUUGCAUCGAUUU
This is a messenger RNA of Serpula lacrymans var. lacrymans S7.9, 1740 nucleotides long. RefSeq lists its product as uncharacterized. Gene Ontology annotation, molecular function: structural constituent of cytoskeleton; GTP binding. Gene Ontology annotation, cellular component: spindle; nucleus; cytoplasm. NCBI's taxonomy places the organism in Eukaryota, Fungi, Basidiomycota, Agaricomycetes, Boletales, Serpulaceae. Gene Ontology annotation, biological process: microtubule cytoskeleton organization; nuclear division; nuclear migration by microtubule mediated pushing forces. The record is from RefSeq and is a predicted model, not a curated record. The coding region runs from base 85 to 1422 and encodes 445 amino acids. The transcript is spliced from 11 exons.